AUGGCCCUUUUGCUCGUGCUGUGGCUCUUCGGCCCAGGCUAUGUUGCACACGCAAAGGCAUCAGACCGCCCGACUUGCGACUGCUGCGACGAGUACACUCUGCAUGCAUAUGCAGGUGAGCUGAAUCGACACUGCUUACCAGCAUCCUUGCUGCGAAAGAAGCAGGAUAUCAUCGUUGGAGAGGCGCUUGACGGCAGUCCCAGCGUCCCAGAAGAGGCCCUGAGCAUUCUUUGCGCCAGUGCGCUUUGCCGAAGCAGUGUUCUUCGCUACUGGGCUCGAGUCCGUGGGUGCUCUGAGAGCAGCAGCUGGAAGCGUUUCGGCUUUGCUUGGGCCGCUGCGAAGGUCCGCUGCAUGCGCCUGCCGCAGGAGCGAGAACCUCAAGACGGUGCUCGAUAUCAGGUCCUCAUGCAAGCCACAUUCGGUCACGAUGGCCAGCAGGCGAAAGAUGCAGCCAACUUGGAGCUCGCGUCGAUGGCUAUCAAGCAGGUUGACCUGCAAGCAGAAGAAGUAAAGCAAAGCUCCAGGGUGCUCAAGGAGCUGGAUCUCAUUUUGCAGCGUGCUGGGCAAGUGCAGGAGAAGCAGUGGAUCGAGACGCGCCAGGCAGAAAUUCUCAUCGCUGUGACGAUUACCGUUUACGCCUUCUUUAUCGGCUUUGAGCUCGAGAUUGAAGCAAACCAUGCAGAUGUGGCAAGUACCCUUUCGCAAGCAUUUCUGAUCUGUCACGUCGUGUUUAACACGGUCUUUGUACUGGAGAUAGUUUUACGUGUGCGAUCUGUGGGCAUAAGAUACUGUUCUCCGUUCAAUCCUGCUGGAUUUUUCGAUGCGGUCAUCAUUCUCAUUGGCACUGUUGAGAACAUCGUCUCGGUGGUGUUCGCGAUGAUGUCACAGGAUGGCAGCGGCUCUGUGCUCGCCAUCGCUGGCGUGAUGCGCAUCGUCCGUCUUCUGCGACUCGCCAGGCUCCUGCGUGGAUUCCUGGUCUGCCAAGAGUUGAGACUUUUAGUCACCGGUAUGAUGUUGGCUCUUCCGACUGUGGUCUGGGCUGGAGUGCUUUUUGCCAUUGUGGUAUACUUGGGGACUAUGUUUACGGUGAUACUGCUCGGCAAUAUUCCUGAACUUGAGGGUUACUUUGGCACAAUUGGGCUGGCACUCUGGACCCACUUUGUCAUCGUGACCAUGGAGACCUGGCCCGACAUCGCAGACACCGUCCUAGCUGUGGCAAGUCCACUGUGGGGCGUCUACUUCGUAGUAUUCAUCUGCAUCUCGAGCAUGUCGCUAAUGAACUUGGUCACAGGGGUCAUCGCGGAAAAGCUUUUGAGCACUAAAGAUGUUACCACAUCAGAGGACACCGAGGAUGAGAUGGAGGCUUUUCGUCAAGAAAAGGCUGCCUUCAAGCAGGACGUGUGUGAGCUACUGCUUUACGAAGACGACAUAGAUGUGGACAUAUUCGCAGGCUUGAUGGAGACGAUCAAAAUGAGAGCCUGGUUGCAAAAAUUGCAGGUGUCUCCUGAACUGCCGGCCAACGAUUUGUUCAAUCUUCUGGACACAGAAUGCAACGGAAACUUGACGUUGGAUCAGCUCGUCGAAGGCAUGCUGAAUUUAAGGGGAUCCCGCUUGAGGGUGCAUUCCCUCCUGUUGCAGCAGGACUUGCGUCGAUAUUGCCAGGACGAGCUGGAUGCACUUGCUGAAGUCGAAACCAUUGUGGUUCGUCAAAUAUCGAAGAAUCUAACUUCCCUGAACCAGACCUUUCAGGAGGAAUUGCAGAAUAUGCAAAAGCUAGCAGAGCCAAUCUCAACUGCACCAGGCUGCGACGACAACUUUUCUGCCUGGAUGGCCGAGAAGGAGAGCCUGGAGCGCUUGGUCACGGAGCUGGGGCUGUUGGCCGGCACGAGUGAUCACCUCAAGUGA
Molecule: messenger RNA, 1905 nt
Organism: Symbiodinium necroappetens
Lineage: Eukaryota; Dinophyceae; Suessiales; Symbiodiniaceae
Source: the annotation of a GenBank genome assembly